GAAUUCAAACCAACUCAAAUCCCAAACACGCAUAACAUAACCCACCAUAAAUGGAACCCCCUUCCCUCUUUCUCUCUUUGUGGGCGUGUUAAUUUGUUUCUUCAUUAACCACCACCUUUUAGGUGAACAACGUUUGAACAUAUCUACCAUAGGAUCAAAACCCCAAUUUUGAUCCCUUUUCAUAACACAUAAAUCAAAAAGAAGAAAUUAAUCAAACUGGAAAAUUACCCAUCUCCAGAUGAAACCUCCCCACCCUUUAUCAUCUUCUUCCAAAAAAAAUAAACCCAUCGAACAUCAUUAAAAUGGAGGAGGAUAAAGAAAAAAUAUCGAGACAUAUUUGAUCAUAUUCGACACAGAAGACACCAAUGCCUGAAGCUGAUCCUAGUGCCGAACGCACCUUCAUAUGGAUCAUUGCAUGUAUUUUGUUCAUUUGUGUUCUUGCUGGGGGAGGGUGCCUUGUAGCAUACACGGUCCUUCCCGUGUCACAAGUUCCACCAUGGACACCUCGUAUUGGGAUCAUGUUGGUGUGUCUUCCGUGGGCUUUUUGGCUUCUCACAUUCUUAUACCGAAUCUUCUCACGGAUUUGUGGGUGUAGAAUCAAUGUUGGUGGUGUUGGAAGAGAGAGGUUAGGAGAUGGUGGCCGUGCAAAUGCACCUGGUGAUGCAAGUGUUAAAGAAAAUAAUGGUAUCAAUAGGACAUUCUCUGUUGCUUCACAUGAGAGUCAAAUGCCAUUGGCAAAAUCAAUGGCUUCCUGAUCAAAUUGGAAUUUCACUAUGGCUUUAAUUUGGUGGGUUUAUUGUUUCCAAUUUGCACCAUUAUAUAUAACUCUUGCAAUCCUCCACUUUCUCCAUAUCAUAUUGUUAUAUAUAUAUAUAUAUAUAUGCUUCAUCUACUUGAUGAUCGACGACCCUUUGCAUCGAAUAUAUCCCUAGUUCUUACCAAUCUUCAUGGAUAUACUCUCAUUAUGUAUUCAACAACAAUGAAAAUAUUAUGAUCCACGUCAUUAUAUUUUCACUCAAUUUAAACUUCUCUUUCUUUC
This is a messenger RNA of Cajanus cajan (pigeon pea), 1039 nucleotides long. RefSeq lists its product as uncharacterized. NCBI's taxonomy places the organism in Eukaryota, Viridiplantae, Streptophyta, Magnoliopsida, Fabales, Fabaceae. The record is from RefSeq and is a predicted model, not a curated record.